Molecule: messenger RNA, 2921 nt
Organism: Pogonomyrmex barbatus (red harvester ant)
Lineage: Eukaryota; Metazoa; Arthropoda; Insecta; Hymenoptera; Formicidae
Product: ABC transporter G family member 20
Cellular component (GO): membrane
Molecular function (GO): ATP binding; ATP hydrolysis activity; ABC-type transporter activity
Source: RefSeq, a predicted model, not a curated record
UUAAGUAUAAUUCCAUUCUACCAAACAUGAACAAUCGACGCUUGACGGAUCUACCACCGAUCCAUAGAUCCCUACCUUCACCUGUGAGGGGACGUAGCAUGUUAUAGAAUUGGGGUCAAAUACAGUCUUUGCCGGGUCUCUGUGACGAACGGAACGGCUCGGCCAACAUAUUUCAAGUCUCUCUUUCUCAUUUUUCAACUCGCUAAAAACUUUAAACCGAUUGGAACGAUUAUAGUCACGUUAACAGAAAUGCAAACAAAAAAAAUGAUGUAAUACAUAUCGUGUGUUUUAUACAGUGAAAUGUGCCGCAUAGAUAAAUAAUAACAGGAGAAAAGAACGGCGAGAAAGUCGAUAAAAGAAAAAUAAUAAUCCAAUAAUAAUCCGCGUCCACUUAUUAAAUCGAAAGCAACUAACGGUAGUGAGAAUAGUAGUGUGAAAGUGUUUCAAUUUUCGGAAUGUUAAUUAUUAAAUGUCGGAAUGUACAUUAUUAAAAUGCAAGAUGCUAUAAGAUCUCUUUUGUAACGGCGGCACGAACUAUUAACUGCGAUGUAAAGAUGACGACCGUCCAUGCUGUGAUUUAUCACAUUUUACAAUCGGAAGUUCUCUUCCAACGUUAGCACCAUCGUAUAAUCAAUACCAAACCCAUCAUCAAUAAUUCAGGAAGAUGCGUAAAAAUCCGAAAAUUCAGUCAUUGAUCGAACAUUCGACGCCGUUUCGCAAAAUGGUGCAGCAAGAGGCGGUGGUCGUAAGAAACGCUAUAAAGCGUUAUGGGAAAAAACAAUUAGUGCUCGAUGGCCUAAAUAUGACUGUUUCGAGAGGUUCCAUAUACGGGCUAUUAGGAGCCAGCGGAUGCGGCAAGACCACCCUGUUGUCCUGCAUCGUCGGUGUUCGAUAUCUCAACAGCGGAGAGAUAUGGGUCUUGGGGGGAACUCCUGGCAACAAGGACUCCGGGAUCCCUGGGCCUCGAGUGGGUUACAUGCCGCAGGACAUCUCCUUGGUCGGGGAAUUUACCGUGAACAGUGCCCUUUAUUACUUCGGCAGAAUCAACGGGCUCAGCGACGAAGAGAUUGACACGAGACAGGGGUUCCUUUCGGAGUUGCUGCAACUACCCCCGACAAAUCGCCUGAUAAAGAACAUGAGUGGAGGUCAGCAGAGGAGAGUUUCCUUUGCCGCCGCGUUGCUUCACAGGCCCGAACUUCUAAUUCUGGACGAACCCACCGUAGGCCUGGACCCAAUUUUGAGGGAGAACAUUUGGGCCUACCUGAUCAAGAUCACGCGAGACGAAGGUACCACUGUGCUGAUUACAACGCAUUACAUUGAAGAGGCUAAAGAUGCUAAUAAAAUUGGUUUGAUGAGAGAUGGUAAAUUAUUGGCAGAAUCAGCGCCGCUGAAAUUAUUAGAACGAUUUCAAUGUUCCUCCUUGGAAGAGGCUUUUUUAACAUUGUGCCAGGCACAGAACAAUAUGACUACUUUGAAUGAAACUCAAGAACCUAAAACGGAAGAUACUGCCUCGUAUCAGAAUCAAAAUAGACAAACAGAAGAACACUGGAAAGCCAAAGCGAUUUCAAGAUGUAAAGUUUCACCAUUAAAAAGGUUCAAAGCUCUGAUGUCAAAAAAUAGCAUUCAAUUUUUGCGUUAUUAUUCAGGAAUAGUUUUUGCAGUGAUAUUUCCAAUACUCCAAAUCGCUUCAUUUUUCAUUGGAAUUGGUGGCGAUCCGAAAGAUUUGUUUAUCGGAGUUAUCAAUGAUGAAGCUGGUAAUUGUGAUAACGGCAAUAAUUUGGGCAACAUAUGGAAAGACGAAUUCUCUUGUUACUUUGGCAAUCUCAGCUGCAGGUUUCUACAUCGGUUUAAUCACUCUAUUGCAAAACAGGAGUAUUACGACGACGUAUCCGAAGCAACUCGCGCUGUACAGAAUGGAAGACUCAGCGGUGUGAUAUAUUUUAAUCAAAAUUUCUCCUAUGCUCUGCAGACGCGAUUGGAGGACAUUAGUUUUGUGACAGAUUCUGUUCUCUCUUCCAGCGAGAUUCAAGUUUCCCUCGAUAUGGGCGAUAGGCAAAUCGGACUCAGUCUACAGAAACAGUUAUUUGAGCGUUUCUUGGACAUUUGUAAGGAAAUUAUGAAGGAAUGCAAUUAUUCGUCAAAAUUAAUUGAGCCUCCUGUUCGAUUUGAAAAUCCCAUUCAUGGUACGAUGGAUCUCAAUUAUUUAGAUUUCAUGAUACCAUCAUUUAUGCUAACACUUGGCUUCUUUCUGGCUACCACAAUCUCUACCACCUUAAUAAUCACAGAUCGAUCGGAGGGUGUUUGGAAUCGAAGCUUAGUUCAAGGAGUUAAAACAGUAGAAAUUCUGAUGUCUCAUAUCCUUACUCAGAGCAUCCUCCUAGUCAUCCAUACCUCAAUAACAAUGUGCAUAUUCUUUGCAAUAUAUAAUUUGGAAUGUAAGGGAUCGACAGUCACCGUAUUCAGCCUCCUCUUUCUCAGCAGUUUUGUUGGAAUGAUGUAUGGUUUCUUUAUCUCUGUUAUGUGCAAAAAUCAUACUAUGGCGAAUUACAGUUCAGCCGGAAGCUUCUUCCCGUUAAUACUGCUCAAUGGAUGUCUAUGGCCGCUAGAAGGAAUGCCAAAUAUGCUCCGUUGGUUUAGUUAUACUCUACCGACUACUUUGCCCUCCAUAUCCAUGAGAGGAAUCAUUUAUAAAGGUUAUUCUAUAUCUGAGCCGGAAAUUUAUAUUGGUUUUUUAGUAACUUUAGGGUGGAUAUUGUUUUUUUUAUUGUAACUGUAAUUGGUAUACGUUCAAAAGUCUCGUGACAUUAUUUAGAAAAAAGUAUUUUUUUUAAAGAAAGAUAAAGUGCCUUUAUAUAGUUACAAUAUUCAGUUAGAUAUAUAAAUAUGUAAUAUAUUUUAGUUGAUUUGUUUUAAAAUAUUUU